Messenger RNA from Danio aesculapii, 1919 nucleotides. RefSeq names its product N-acetylated alpha-linked acidic dipeptidase 2 (gene naalad2). Lineage: Eukaryota; Metazoa; Chordata; Actinopteri; Cypriniformes; Danionidae. Gene Ontology annotation, molecular function: carboxypeptidase activity. The record is from RefSeq and is a predicted model, not a curated record. Bases 33 to 1919 code for a protein of 628 amino acids. The transcript has 18 exons.
CUUUCAACAAGUCAUGAGCGGCGUUUAGUCAAAUGGGUUCUGAGGAUAAAAUAAUCCGCUGGAUCUGCCGGCUAACGGCCAUUACAGCUUUCUUCUUAAUAGGCUUUAUUAUUGGUUGGUUCGCUCGGCCUUCUUCUGUCAAUCAUGACCGCACAUCAAAAAGCUUCCUGCGUGACUUUCUGGAUGAGAUGCAUGCAGAGAAUAUUAAAGACCAUCUCAGGAAGUUCACAAGACUUCCACAUCUGGCGGGAAUGCAGCAGAAUCUGAAUCUGGCGGAGCAGAUUCGCAGUGAAUGGAUGGAGUUCGGGCUGGACUCAGUAGAGCUGGUUCCAUAUGAUGUGCUGCUUUCAUACCCAAAUAAAACUAAUCCCAAUUACAUCUCCAUAGUGGACCAGCUGGGCAAUGAGAUCUUCAACACCUCUCUAGCUGAGCCGGUUCCAGAAGGUUAUGAGGACGUGGCUGAUAUUGUCCCUCCGUACAGCGCUUUCUCUGCUAAAGGACAACCAGAGGAUGAGCUGGUGUAUGUGAAUUAUGGACGGACGGAGGAUUUCUUUAAGCUGGAGCGUGAGCUGGGAAUAAACUGUACAGGAAAAAUCCUCAUCGCCAGAUACGGCAAAAUCUUCCGGGGCAACAAGGUGAAGAAUGCGAUACUAGCGGGCGCUAAAGGGAUCGUGCUGUUCUCGGACCCUGCUGAUUACUGGGCGGAGGAUGUGGAGCCAUACCCCAAAGGCUGGAAUCUGCCCGGCGGAGGUGCUCAGAGGGGGAAUGUGCUGAAUCUGAAUGGAGCUGGAGACCCUCUCACACCGGGUUACCCUGCUAAAGAAUACACAUACAGGUCCAGUCUGGAGGAUGCAGUGGGGCUUCCCAAAAUUCCUGUGCAUCCCAUCGGAUUUCAUGAUGCAGUUCAUCUGCUGCAGAAUAUGGGAGGACCUGCUCCUCCAGACAGCUGGAAAGGUGCGCUUAAUGUCUCGUACAGAAUUGGGCCGGGAUUCACGGACGGUUUUCGUCAGAAUAAAGUACGUAUGAACAUCCACACUAACAAUCAGGUGACCCGUAUCUACAACGUGAUUGGCUGGAUCAGAGGAGCUGUCGAGCCAGACCGGUACAUUAUUCUGGGCGGUCAUCGAGAUGCUUGGGUGUUUGGAGGGAUUGAUCCUGUGUCUGGAGCUGCGGUGGUGCACGAGAAUGUAAGAGCGGCGGGAAAACUCAUGAAAAAAGGUUGGAGGCCGAGGAGGACACUGAUCUUCGCCAGCUGGGAUGCAGAAGAGUUUGGGCUGCAGGGAUCCACAGAAUGGGCGGAGGAUAACGCCAGAGUCCUGCAGGAGCGAGCUGUGGCCUACAUCAAUGCAGACUCCGCUAUUGAGGGUAUGUACACACUGAGGGUCGACUGCACUCCUUCCCUACACACUCUCGUUUAUGACAUUACAAAAAAGGUUUCGAGCCCAGAGGAAGGAGAGGAAGGCAUGAGUCUGUACGAGAGCUGGCACAAACGAGACAACUGGACAGAAAAAGACAAGCCAUGGAUCAGUAAACUGGGCUCUGGGAGUGAUUUUGAAGCAUAUUUUAUCAGGUUAGGAAUUACGUCUGGGAGGGCGAGAUACACCAAAAACCGGAAAACGGAGCGCUACAGCAGUUACCCGGUGUAUCACAGCGUUUACGAGACCUACGAGAUCGUGGAGCGUUUCUACGACCCGCGCUUUCGCAGACUGGAGGCGGUGGCUCGUGUCCGGGGCGGACUGAUCUUCAGUUUGGCUGAUUCUGCAGUUUUACCUCUGGACUGUGUUGAAUACGCCACGGCUCUCUCCACAUACGCCAACAGCAUUCACCAGCUGGCUAAAAAACAUCCAGAGGCCAUGCAGCAGUACGCAGUCUCCUUCGAUUCGCUCUUCUCUGCGGUUGAAAACUUCACAGUUGGCUGA